Messenger RNA from Poecilia latipinna (sailfin molly), 1295 nucleotides. Its product is annotated as lactase-phlorizin hydrolase-like. The coding region runs from base 60 to 1295 and encodes 411 amino acids. NCBI's taxonomy places the organism in Eukaryota, Metazoa, Chordata, Actinopteri, Cyprinodontiformes, Poeciliidae. Gene Ontology annotation, molecular function: hydrolase activity, hydrolyzing O-glycosyl compounds. The record is from RefSeq and is a predicted model, not a curated record. The transcript is spliced from 7 exons. Gene Ontology annotation, biological process: carbohydrate metabolic process.
UGUAUUUUUUAUGUGUGACUGGUGAUUGGAGCAGUCAGGUGAAUGGAGAAGACAAUUUUAUGCUUCUUGCUGGCCCUCUGACUGAGAAGGAUCACAGAACCUCCAGCAGUGAGGAAAAUGUCUUUGACUGCAGUCAUCCCAUACCAGCAGCUUCCAAGCAGUAUUUCAAGUACCUCCAGACCAAAGGAGUGACCCACUUCAAAGUGCCACUGUCAUGGGCAAAACUUCUUCCUACGGGCCUGACCAGCAAGCCUCAACAGGCUGUAGCAAGGUGUUACAAGACCCUGCUGAAGAACUUGCAGGAGCAGGGCUUGCAGCCUCUCGUCAUUCUUCAUGGAUCAACAGUUCCAGACUCUUUGAGGUCCAGGUAUGGAGGCUGGAAAAGUCAGCAGCUGCUAGACAAGUUUCAGCAGUAUGCUGAGUUUGCUUUGAGAGAAUUUGGCCAAUUGGCAAACUCAUGGGUGACAUUUAGUGACCUGGAUGAGAUUUUGCGUGAAGGACCAGCUGUAGAUGGUCCCACUCCUCUCCAAAAUAUCCUUCAGCUCAACAAGAAGAUUCAUGAGUUUUAUCAUCAAAACUUUCCAUACGAAGGGAGACGUCUAUCAUUUGGGCUGAAUGCAAAACAUGUGGAUCAACUUUCCAAUCUUAAAGCUUUCACAAAUGUGGAUUUCUUAUCCGUGAACCUUGAAUAUAACUGUGCCUCCUCAAAGAGUUUUGCACAAGAGUUGAGAAACUUGCAGACAUCUACUGGAAAUUUGCCAAUCUUGCUAUAUAAGAUGCCAGUUCGUGACUGUAUCCCGAGUGAACACCAGCUUCUUGGAGAUUUAUUACAAGUUUUAUGGACCAACAGUCUGAAUAUUAUGGGAUGUGACAUGAAGAAUGUGUUGGAUGAGUUGGACAUGCAGGAUUCUCCAGUCAGUUAUAACAAAGUUGAUAUAGAUGUCUACCUCCUGCGAGGUCUUGGAGUCAACACCUACCAGUUCUCCAUUUCCUGGGCCCGUAUAUUCCCCUCAGGUUACAAAGACAGCCUGAAUGAAGAAGGAGCUCUCUACUAUGACAAUCUGAUCAAUGCUCUGAUUGAAUCUGGCAUACAGCCUGUUGCCACUAUCUACCAUUGGGAUCUGCCUCAGGCUCUCCAAGACAAGGGUGGAUGGACCAACCCGUCCAUUGUUGCAGCUUACAAAGACUAUGCAGCCUUCUGCUUCCAUAGAUAUGGAAACAGGGUCAAGAGCUGGAACACAUUCAGUAGUCCCUGGGUGGUGAGCCAUGCUGGACAUGGGACUGGUCACUCAUAA